CGGUGCAUGCCGGGACGGCGGCGGGCGGUGCCUACGCUCGCAUCAUGGCGGCGGAGUGGGCUUCUUAUUCCUGGGUUUGGGCUGCCCUGCUGAUUUCUGUGGCCGCGGUCUACGAAGAUCAAGUGGGCAAGUUUGAUUGGAGGCAGCAGUAUGUUGGGAAGCUCAAGUUUGCCUCCUUGGAAUUUUCCCCUGGAUCCAAGAAGUUGGUUGUAGCCACAGAGAAGAAUGUGAUUGCAGCAUUAAAUUCCCGAACUGGGGAGAUUUUGUGGCGCCAUGUUGACAAGGGCACGGCAGAAGGGGCUGUGGAUGCCAUGCUCCUGCACGGACAGGAUGCGAUCACUGUGUCCAAUGGAGGCCGAAUCAUGCGUUCCUGGGAGACUAACAUCGGGGGCCUGAACUGGGAGAUAACCUUGGACAGUGGCAGUUUCCAGGCACUUGGGCUGGUUGGCCUGCAGGAGUCUGUGAGGUACGUCGCAGUCCUGAAGAAGACUACGCUUGCCCUCCAUCACCUCUCCAGUGGGCACCUGAAGUGGGUGGAACAUCUCCCAGAAAGUGACAGCAUCCACUACCAGAUGGUGUAUUCUUACGGCUCUGGGGUGGUGUGGGCCCUUGGUGUUGUUCCCUUCAGCCAUGUGAACAUUGUCAAGUUUAAUGUGGAAGAUGGAGAGAUUGUUCAGCAGGUCAGGGUGUCAACUCCAUGGCUGCAGCACCUCACUGGAGCCUGUGGCAUGGUGGAUGAGGCUGUCCUAGUGUGUCCUGACCCAAGCUCACGUUCCCUUCAAACUUUGGCUCUGGAGACGGAAUGGGAGUUGAGACAAAUCCCGCUGCAGUCUCUCGACUUAGAAUUUGGAAGUGGAUUCCAACCCCGGGUCCUGUCCACCCAGCCCAACCCAGUGGAUGCUUCCCGGGCCCAGUUCUUCCUGCAAUUGUCCCCGAGCCACUAUGCUCUGCUGCAGUACCAUUACGGCACCCUGAGUUUGCUUAAAAACUUCCCACAGACUGCCCUUGUGAGCUUUGCCACCACUGGGGAGAAGACGGUGGCUGCAGUCAUGACCUGUCGGAAUGAAGUGCAGAAACCCAGCAAUUCUGAAGAUGGGUCAAUGGGGAGCUUUUCGGAGAAGUCUAGCUCAAAGGACUCUCUGGCUUGCUUCAAUCAGACCUACACCAUUAACCUGUACCUCGUGGAGACAGGUCGGCGGCUGCUGGACACCACGAUUACAUUCAGCCUGGAGCAGAGCGGCACUCGGCCUGAGCGGCUGUAUAUCCAGGUGUUCUUGAAGAAGGAUGACUCAGUGGGCUACCGGGUUUUGGUGCAGACGGAGGAUCAUCUGCUACUUUUCCUGCAGCAGCUGGCAGGGAAGGUGGUGCUGUGGAGCCGUGAGGAGUCCCUGGCAGAAGUGGUGUGCCUAGAGAUGGUAGACCUCCCCCUGACUGGGGCACAGGCCGAGCUGGAAGGAGAAUUUGGCAAAAAGGCAGCAAUUCAAGAUGGCUUGCUGGGGAUGUUCCUGAAACGCCUCUCGUCUCAGCUUAUCCUGCUGCAGGCAUGGACUUCCCACCUCUGGAAAAUGUUUUAUGAUGCUCGGAAGCCCCGAAGUCAGAUUAAGAAUGAGAUCAACAUUGACACCCUGGCCAGAGACGAAUUCAACCUCCAGAAGAUGAUGGUGAUGGUAACAGCCUCAGGCAAGCUCUUUGGCAUUGAGAGCAGCUCUGGCACCAUCCUGUGGAAACAGUAUCUACCCAAUGUCAAGCCAGACUCCUCCUUUAAACUGAUGGUCCAGAGAACUACUGCUCAUUUCCCCCACCCCCCACAGUGCACCCUGCUGGUGAAGGACAAGGAAUCGGGAAUGAGUUCUCUGUACGUCUUCAAUCCCAUUUUUGGGAAAUGGAGUCAGGUGGCUCCCCCAGUGCUGAAGCGCCCCAUCUUGCAGUCCUUGCUUCUCCCAGUCAUGGAUCAAGACUACGCCAAGGUGUUGCUGUUGAUAGAUGAUGAAUAUAAGGUCACAGCUUUUCCAGCCACUCGGAAUGUCUUGCGACAGCUGCAUGAGCUUGCCCCUUCCAUCUUCUUCUAUUUGGUGGAUGCAGAGCAGGGACGACUGUGUGGAUAUCGGCUUCGAAAGGAUCUCACCACUGAGCUGAGCUGGGAGCUGACCAUUCCUCCAGAAGUACAGCGGAUCGUCAAGGUGAAGGGGAAACGCAGCAGUGAGCACGUUCAUUCCCAGGGCCGUGUGAUGGGGGACCGCAGUGUGCUCUACAAGAGCCUGAACCCCAACCUGCUGGCUGUGGUGACGGAGAGCACAGACAUGCACCAUGAGCGCACCUUUAUUGGCAUCUUCCUCAUUGAUGGCGUCACUGGGCGCAUCAUCCACUCCUCUGUGCAGAAGAAAGCCAAGGGCCCUGUUCAUAUUGUGCAUUCUGAGAACUGGGUGGUGUACCAGUACUGGAACACCAAGGCUCGGCGCAACGAGUUUACUGCACUGGAGCUCUAUGAGGGCACCGAGCAAUACAACGCCACCGCCUUCAGCUCCCUGGACCGCCCCCAGCUGCCCCAGGUCCUCCAGCAGUCCUAUAUCUUCCCAUCCUCCAUCAGUGCCAUGGAGGCCACCAUCACCGAGCGGGGCAUCACCAGCCGACAUCUGCUGAUUGGACUGCCUUCUGGAGCAAUUCUUUCCCUUCCUAAGGCUUUGCUGGAUCCUCGCCGCCCCGAGAUCCCAACAGAACAAAGCAGAGAGGAGAACCUAAUCCCGUAUUCUCCAGAUGUACAGAUACACGCGGAGCGAUUCAUCAACUAUAACCAGACAGUUUCUCGAAUGCGAGGUAUCUACACCGCUCCCUCGGGCCUGGAGUCCACAUGUUUGGUUGUGGCCUAUGGUUUGGACAUUUACCAAACUCGAGUCUACCCAUCCAAGCAGUUUGACGUUCUGAAGGAUGACUAUGACUACGUGUUAAUCAGCAGCGUCCUCUUUGGCCUGGUUUUUGCCACCAUGAUCACUAAGAGACUGGCACAGGUGAAGCUCCUGAAUCGGGCCUGGCGGUAAAGACCAAAGACUGUCCCCAAAAGAGAAGAGCCAUAGUGUGGGUCAGAUAAGAAGCUACUGCUGCAGUUUGGUGGAUUGGUGGGGUGUGUGUGUGUCAUUGCUCAGCUCAGCUCAGCUAAGAGCUAUGGGGAAGAUGACCUUCACGUAGAACUCCUUUUGGGAUACACAUGAUGCAGAAGCCUACGUGAACAGAGACAGAACUCACUCUCUGCUGAGAAUCUCAAAGAAUCUUGAUGGGCUUUCCCCUCAAGUCCAAAGGCCUCUGCAUUGUUUCCUUCUUUGCCCAUCCAUGAAUGUUCUGCUUUUUUUUUUUUUUAAAUAAGAGUUCCAACUGAUUUUUGUUUAAAUUGAUUUUACUUUGCCUUUUGUGUUUCCCAAUUUUAUUUAGAAAUCUUUCUUUUUCCAUCUCUUGCUACAAAGUAAGAGGGGAACGCUCCUUGCCAACUCUUCCUUCUAGGUGCAUUUGCUAUUUUGCACUGGGAAGAAAUAGGAUCCAUCCUUAGCUGAGGCUUGAGGACUGAUCCAGCCUCUCCUGGCUUCCCUCCAAAGUAACUUAGGGUUAAGGGAUCUAUCUGUGAUGUCAAAACUUACUUUAACUACACCUCUCGUUUCAAGCUGUCAUUCAUUAGGUUGGGCCACCAAAUCUCUUUUAGUUGAUCAGAAGCCAAGUGCAUACUAGCAUCUUGUUUGUUGCCCAUUGCUCAUACUUUUUGCCUGAGAUGUGAGAGUUGGGGCCUUUGAAAAACUACUGAAUUGUCUGAGCCUUGAAGACAUUUCCAGGGAGAAGAGAUAAUCUCUCAUUUUACCCACAGCCUGGUCCACUCAUAACCUAGUUAAAGAAAGAUGUCCUUGUUUAAGAACCCCAUUAUUUAUUUUUAGUUUUUAAUAUAAAUUAACAUGUGGGUCAUCAUAUUUCUCUUCAAAUGAGGAAAUUUUAAGUCUUGUUGAUCUAACCUUUGAAGCUUUAAAAAAGGGAAGAAAAAGGGUAGGGGUGGGAAGCUGGCAUACUGUGGGUGUAGCACUGCCAACUGGCCAGGCCGCCCUGUCUCUGCUAUAAAGUAAAGAAAUCCUGAAAGUUUUCCCUUGGUCAUGGAGUUGGGGAAUGUAGGAAUUUUUCUUUAUUGUGAAAUAUAUGUACAGAGUAGACCAUCUCUAGUCCCGUGGUGAAAGAGGUACCCUCGAAUGUCUGAAUAAAGCAAAUGACAAAUAA
Messenger RNA from Cebus imitator (Panamanian white-faced capuchin), 4245 nucleotides. It is a transcript of the gene EMC1, whose product is annotated as ER membrane protein complex subunit 1. The record is from RefSeq and is a predicted model, not a curated record. Gene Ontology annotation, biological process: protein folding in endoplasmic reticulum. Gene Ontology annotation, molecular function: protein binding. The coding region runs from base 45 to 3035 and encodes 996 amino acids. NCBI's taxonomy places the organism in Eukaryota, Metazoa, Chordata, Mammalia, Primates, Cebidae. Gene Ontology annotation, cellular component: EMC complex. The transcript is spliced from 24 exons.